GAGGACGGACACGAUUGCCCAACCCAAUUUAGUUAAUUCGCCGGAACCCAAGGGCCUCCAUUCAUAUCCACCUAAGGUUGUCCGAGGCCUCUUGGUCUUGGAGGAGAGAAAGGUGGGAAAGAGAAAAUCAAAAGCAAACCCUAAAGUCAUCGACGCGUCUCGAUCGCUUGAUCCGUUCGCCAAAUCCAUUCCUGGCCGUCCAUUUCUCGUUCCCGCUAAUUCUCCGUCGGAUCUCGGUUUCCGGUGUUACCUUAACAUUCAUGGAAGGUGAAGGUACCGUAACAUGAAGUUCUGAUAUGGGAUUGGAUGCAAAGAUGGAUUUGAGGAGGAUGAAGAAAUUGGAUAUCUUGAUGUUAUAGCUGCAGCUCAAUAAUGUCAAGGUCACAAAUGUGUUUUAUGGACAAUUUGGCCAAAUUGCUUGUAUGUAUUGCAGUAACGGUUGGGUCAUGGGUGCCAUAACAGAAUGUAAUCUUCUCAACUCUGUCUGUCUGUUUCACAUGGAUGAUGCUAGGACACAACACAUGGAUGAUGCUAGGACACAAUCCUGAUUUUUUAUGGGGGACGUGAUUAAUAUGUUGAACGAUAUGCUGGACAAGAUAUAGGAAAAAUUGGUUUCCACGUCCGUUCCCAUUUGUUGGAAUUUGUACAUAUGAGGUGGCUGUUUUUUUGUUUGUGAGGUGGUUACUUUUUGCUGGCACUGCGCACCGCUAUGCUAGAGUGCCUGUGGUGGACAGAAAUUUUUUUCCUAGGAACGUUAAGUGCCGGACACAAACGCAUUGUGCUUGUUAGGUUUUCAGCAUGGGAGAUCCUGUUCACCAAAGGCCGUUAAAAGAACUCAAGAGUGCAUGGAAGUAAUUUCCUAUUUGACAUUCAUGUCGCCUCAAGGCAGGUCCAAAUCGAAGAAGUCCACAAAGGCCACCAAGGAACAGAAAACCCCUUCCAAAAUGGUGAAUAGCAAUGCGACUGCUGGUAUUCCAGCAAAUGCAUACAACCCUGGGUUUGUCACACUUCACUCACUUGAAACGGUAGCUGUCUCACCUGCCCCAUCACCUCAUGGGCGAUCCAUAUCUACUGAUGAAACCGAUGAACAUUCUGGUAGCUCACUUGGAACGGCAGCAGAGUAUGACUCCGUCUCUAACAACGAUAGCUGCUCGGGUGGGUCAGAAGACCUGAAGGACAAGGUCUCUGUUGGUCUUAGGCUAGAACCUCCUCUUGGCUGUCCAUCCUCUGGAAAUGAGAAGCGGGACAAGAUUCGUCAGAAGAAUGAGAGGAAGCAUCAGAGACAGAGGGAGCGGCGUGCACAAGAGGUCCAUGACCGCUGCAAUGGUUACGUGAUGUCAUGGAAGCUGGAAGCUCUUUGUCAGCAACUUGUGGCUAUGGGAUUCUCAUCAGAUCAAGCAACCAUGGCGCUUACCAUGAACGACGGCCGCAUUGAAGAGUCUGUUGCAUGGCUGUUUGAAGCUGGUGAGGAAGUUCUUGGGGCAGAGGCAAAAAUGCCCACAAGAGGUAACCUUAAGUUAGAUAUAACUGAAGAGCUCUCUCGAAUAGCAGACAUGGAAAUUACGUUCAAGUGUACGAGGCAGGAGGUUGAACGAGCUGUUGUUGCCUGUGAAGGUGACCUUGAGAAAGCAGCAGAAAUUCUAAAGGCUCACAAACAGGAAGCAAAAUCUUCAAAACCUGAAGAGCCUAUAGGUUCACCUUCUAGUGGCAGCACCAAGCAAGCAACCUCCGUGCCAUUGACUAUUUUGAAGUCACCGGCGGUUGCCAAAUCUGCAGCUUCUCCUCUGGUUAUGCGAAGACAAGAUGAAAGAGAUUUCAACUACACAAAAACGGUUGCAGAUCCUAGCAACAAACAAGUUGCAGCUGCGAAAAGAAGCCAAAGCAAGACAGACUGGGCUAGGACUCUGCGACCGUCCUCCACAGAUAAGUUGUGGCCGAGUGCAAAUACGAGUCCCUCUUAUUCUCUGGCCACAACCAUGCCUGUGUUGCCACUGGCAUCAAAGGCAUUGCAGCCUGAUUCUAGGGUUCUGGUUGGGUCUAAUGAGAGGAAGACUAAUUCUCAGACAGUAACGGUUAGGGAGCCUGUGAUUGUUAUGCAGCGGCCCCAGUCAGUUUACUCGACGCAACACUCAGCAGCCAGUCCGCGCGAUACUUCAGCAACGGUCGGUUGGAAAACGAAAGGUGGUAGCACCGGCGACCAAACUGGCACUGAAGACACAGUGGCGGUCGGUACCUCGACAUCAAUUGCUGGUGCCCAACGCCGUCAGUUAAGUCAGUAUCAGCCGUUCAUGCCCAGUCCGGUUGAUGCAAUUGCUGCAAGUUGGAAUGCAGCAACUAGCAUCUCCAGAGGUUGUGGUGGAUCAGCAGACCAACUGCUACCUGCUAGUGGUGUCUGGAGCGCUCCAGUAUCACUCGAUUCUUUGCCGUUCGCGCUGGGUUCGUACACGGCGCGGAGUUCAUCAGGGCCGUAUAGUAACCCGUUCUCGGCAUCACCAGCAGAUUGGAAUAGGGGCCGGUUGAUGGUGGACUGUGAUUACACCAACAUCGACUGGAGCGUAACACCUUCGUCCUGCAUAUCUCGGCCGGGUCAAGCAAGGCAAGGUUUUAGCUCGCUGAGUCCAAACAGUCGGCCGUAUGAGCCAUGGUUGGGAACGAGCGACUCAAAGGGCAAGGGUGGCCUGUUUGGCUCCCGGCUGCAGGACGAUGGUGUCGCAAGGGAAGGAUCCUCUGCGUUGCAUGAUUGGACGUCUCCCUUUGCUGGGAAGGAUUUGUUCAACCUGCCAAGGCAGAUCGUGACUUCUCCGUCUCUUUAAUAAAAAUUUAAAAAAGGAUAAAGUGGAAUAGAGAUUUCCGUAAAAGAAAUAGACAGAUUGUGAUUUGCCGUUGAUGAGUGCUAUUGCAUGUUGCUGUGAAA
Messenger RNA from Nymphaea colorata (pocket water lily), 2914 nucleotides. RefSeq lists its product as uncharacterized. The transcript has 3 exons. The record is from RefSeq and is a predicted model, not a curated record. Gene Ontology annotation, molecular function: protein binding. Bases 846 to 2813 code for a protein of 655 amino acids. NCBI's taxonomy places the organism in Eukaryota, Viridiplantae, Streptophyta, Magnoliopsida, Nymphaeales, Nymphaeaceae.